Neurospora tetrasperma FGSC 2508 is the source of this 1564-nucleotide messenger RNA. RefSeq lists its product as uncharacterized. The transcript has a single exon. Lineage: Eukaryota; Fungi; Ascomycota; Sordariomycetes; Sordariales; Sordariaceae. The coding region runs from base 201 to 1295 and encodes 364 amino acids. The record is from RefSeq and is a predicted model, not a curated record.
UGAUUUUGGUCUCGUUUACUCUGAGAAAUGCUCACAUCUUACUCUACUUAGACAUCGUUUGCAUCUUACACCACUCUUGUUUUCCCAAAGCAUUACGAAUACCAAGUACAUAAAUAAUCUUUAGUCACCCCCCGCCACGCUUUGAUAACCGCGGCCGCCAACAGCCCCCUUCGAUCAACGACUUCAUCAAAGAAGCUGCGAUGGUUCAAAACAACCAUGUCGCAGCCGGGAGGCUGACCGGCACCAACGAUAAUUUAUCUCCUCACAAGGAUCGAACGACGGAGAACUUGAAACCCGUCACAUCAGAACAGCCACUCGUAAGCCGCCAGGUCUCACGACAAACCGACACCACGAAGCCUGCUCGACUAUCGGUAGAUGAUGUCACCUUAGCAGUACCAGCAGAACGCGACGUCGCAGAAAAAGACUACACACGGCCUUUUGAUAAUGGCUAUCACUUUCCGCCCAAGUACUCCUGGCAGGAGUCCACAAAGCAAGGGCUCUCCUCGUUCUGGGAGUUCUUUACAACGCCAAUGGGCUGCUUCUGGACGUUCUAUGGGCUCAACGUGGUAGCUUGGGGUGGCAUGUUGUUCCUUCUGCUCUGUAACGCCGCGCCGGCCAUGUGCCAUCCGACAUGCGACGAUAUCAACUCGCCGAGACGAAAAUGGGUUGAGUGGGACUCGCAAGUUCUCACGGGUCUGUUCUGUGUCACUGCGUUCGGACUGGCGCCAUGGCGUUUCCGGGAUCUCUGGCUUCUGAUGAAGUACCGCAUCAAAGGACAGCAGGAAGGCCUCCUAAGGCUUGCUGGGAUUCAUAGCAGCUGGUUUCGUCUCCCGGGCACGGAGGAGCUGUCCCCGGAUAUCGGACCAGACAAUCUCCCGACUGAUGUCCCCAAGCAGUGCGUUCCCAUCCCGAAGGAAAAGAUGCCCAACGCACCACUGACGGGCAUUCGAGCGCCGGCCACCAAGGUUUGGAAGAUGGACUUUAUGAUCUGGUGCAUGAUUCUCAAUACCUUGGCUCAGGUCGGCCUGUGUGGUAUAAUGUGGGGUAUGAACCGGUAUAACCGCCCGAGCUGGUCAACGGGAUUUCUGGUAGCUGUCGGAUGUAUUAUUGCUAUGGUCGGUGGACUGGUCAUGUUCUUUGAGGGAAGAAAGGUGAAGAGGGUCGAAGGUGUUCCUUGCAGUGAGCGAGAUCUGCAGAAGCUGGCACAAGACAAGGAGAUGGGCAUUUUGCACUACAACAACAUUGGCGACAAGAAGCCCAAACAGAAGAAGAAACAAAGCGAUCCUGAGAAAUAGAGAGUUCGUGGAAGAGGCAUUAGGCGUUUGGGCUUUGGGAUCAGGCAUUAAUCGAUGGAUCAAGUUUUACAACAACCCGGGAGGCUUUAAUGAUGGGAGUGUAGGAAAGGAUAUGGAACAUUGUUAUCGCUGUAUGGGCUGUGAGAAUAAGUGCGAUAACUUUUUGAUGGAACACGAUAGGUAGAACACCAUAGGUUAUCGCGGCUAUUAGUAUGUAUGAAGAGUAUAUGGAACCUACGAGCAGAGAUCGCCGUCUCACUACUCAAGAU